Rhipicephalus sanguineus (brown dog tick) is the source of this 944-nucleotide messenger RNA. Its product is annotated as elongation of very long chain fatty acids protein 4-like. Gene Ontology annotation, molecular function: fatty acid elongase activity. The coding region runs from base 29 to 877 and encodes 282 amino acids. Lineage: Eukaryota; Metazoa; Arthropoda; Arachnida; Ixodida; Ixodidae. The transcript has a single exon. The record is from RefSeq and is a predicted model, not a curated record. Gene Ontology annotation, biological process: very long-chain fatty acid biosynthetic process; fatty acid elongation, saturated fatty acid; sphingolipid biosynthetic process. Gene Ontology annotation, cellular component: endoplasmic reticulum membrane.
UUACCAAGCAGUGCCAGGAAUAGGAGGCAUGUCUUCACCGGCGUCACAGGUGACCUCACCAUGGACAGUUGUGCAGCUCUACAACUACUUCUGGUCCCGACGGGAUCCUCGAACGGAAGGAUGGGGCGGCAUAGCGGACUCCAAGUUCGUGCUGCCGUUGCUGCUGGCCUACAUAUACUUCGUCAAGGUCGGCGGCCCGAACUGGAUGAAGGACCGCAAGCCGUUCAAGCUAAAGUGGGCCGUCCUGACGUACAACGUAUUCACGGUGCUCGCUAACGCCUACUACGCGGUGCGGGUGUUUCAGGUGGCGUACCUGUCGGGUCACUACAACUGGCUGUGCCAGGGCAUCAAUUACGACAACCCCAGCGAGAGAGACACGGAGAUUAUGAGGCUCGUCUGGUGGUACUGCCUGGUCAGAGUCGCCGACUUCCUGGACACCGUGUUCUUCGUGCUGCGCAAGAAGAACUCGCAGAUUACGUUUCUGCAUGUGUCCCACCACGCGUUCAUCGUGUUCAGCGGGUGGUUCUACAUGAACUUCGGCAGCGACGGGCAGCCCGUCAUCGGAGUGAGCGUGAACGCCCUCGUGCACGUCAUCAUGUACUCCUACUACUUCCUCGCCGCCUUGGGCCCCUCAGUGCAGAAGUACCUGUGGUGGAAGCGCUACCUCACCGAGCUGCAGAUCGUGCAGUUCGUCGGCCUCAUGAUGCACAUGUCGAUAACUCUCUUCUACAACUGUGGAUACCCGAGGCCCCUGGCCAUCUUUGCACUCAGCCAGGGCUUCUUCGGCCUUCUGCUGUUCAUAAACUUCUACGUCAGGAACUACGUCCUCAGGAUGACUCGAGCGAAAGGUCUUGGCACCGUCAACAAAAGUGACUAGGAAUUCAGUGUACAGAACUAACGUGCGCACCACCUGACAGAAGAAAUGCAGUGCAGGACACACUCCG